GAGAGAGAGAGAGAGAGAGGUGCAAUUGAGCAAGUGAGCUAACAGCUAACUAGCACAGGAAACCGGGGAGAGAGCUCAGAGGUGACAGCGGAGAAUGGAGAGGACUGCAGACCUUCGGCGAGUCUCGAUCGCAGAGAGGGUAUUCAAAGUGUAUUUCUACCCAUCGAAGUGCAUCUGCUGAAACUGGAUAAACACAGGGGUGCAAAGGAAUGGCUGAUCCUCUGCGGAGGACAUUAUUAGCUAAACUUCGGGGGAAGAAAUCCAAGAAAGGGACGACAGCUGGUGGAUGCGGCGUUGCAGCUAACGGGGGCAGAGAAGCGCUCAUAGAAAAUGCCCACAGGGAGGCGAGCAGUGCGCUCAGGGCUCAGCUCAACACCAUCACCGUCUCCAAGAAGCGCAACUGGCUGCAGCAGAGCUCGGCCGGCCCCUGUGCGGCCGAGGAGGUAGGCCCUGGGUCGGAGGAGCACCACCACCACCACCACCACCAUCAGCACCACCAUCACCAGCAGCAGCAGCAUCAGCAUCUCGUCUCUUCUCCUCCCCCGGGCCCGGGCGUCUCGCCCCACGACGGCCAGCAGCCUCGUCCGGCUCCCUUCCCCCGGCCGACGCUCCGCCUCCCGCUGCCGCUGGUCACCAUCACCCACGGCCAUCACUCGCACGCGCGCGUCUCGCCGCAGCCGCCCCUCCGACAGAGCAGCGGCAGCGCGGCGGCCGACGCCGACGCGGCCGAGGAGGAGAACGACGCCGACGACGAGGGCGAGAUCUGGUACAACCCCAUCCCCGAGGACGACGAGCCGCCCGAGCCGCCCAAGCCGCUGAGCCUGACCGCCGCCGCCGUCUCCUCCCGCCACCAGAGCCUGGCGUCUGUGGUGCCCGAGGCGUCCCAGCACCCCUAUCCCCUCAGGCGGCCGAGCGGGGAGGGGGCCGCGGGGGACGGCUCAGCGGCCGGCCCGUCGUCGACGUCGCUGCUGUUGUCCGCGGAGACGGCUCAUCACACGCUCCAUCCGAAUGCCGCACAUUCCAGCGAGCCUCUGCAGCAGCUGCACAGGCAGAUGUUCGCGUGCAAACCCCAGGAGGAGAGCCUCAGUGCGCCGAGGCCAGCAGCAGCGCCAGAUACGGACAUGUCCAAUGCUGGCUUCUCCGCCCCCUCGAGUCCCAACCCCGCCAAGAAAGGGAGCUCGCUCAACUGGUCCUUCCCCGACAAGAUCAAGUCACCGCGGACGGUGCGGAAGCUCUCCAUGAAGAUGAAGAAGCUUCCAGAACUCAGCCGCAAGCUUAGUGUAAAAGGGACCAGCAGCAGCAGCAGCAGCAACAACAACAACACCAGCAGCCAAUCGGAAUCAAGGGUACACUCUUCGAAAACCAACGGAGUGACAGAGUCGGGUCAAGUGCCGUCCAGGGUCUCCCCGGGCGUCGGCCAAUCGGGAGGGGUCUUCACCAGUGGGAACGUUAUCUCCCGCUACCAUCUGGACAGCAGUGUGUCCACUCAGCCCAGCAAGAAGAAGAGCAGUGGGGGCUCCAAGUCGGCUAGCAAGGGCGGCUACCUUAGCGACGGGGACUCGCCGGAACUGGUGGCCAAGUCCGGCAAGCACGGCUCCAGCGCAGAUGGGAAAAGUGGGAAGGCCAAGGAGAGAGAGGCUAACGGGAACGGCUCUGGAGGUGGCAGCAGUGGCGGAGGAGGAGGAGGAGGAGGAGGAGGAGGUGGUGGUGUUGUGGGAGGAGGCGUCAGCCCGAAGCUCCACGGCAGCGAGCUGGACAUCGACGCCUUCCGGCCGUACAGCUUCGCCGAGCAGCCCAAGUGCGCCUCGUACCUGUCGGGCCUGAUGAGCGUGCACUUCUACGGCGCCGAGGACCUGAAGCCGCCGCGGGUGGACUCGCGCGACGUCUACUGCGCCAUCCAGGUGGACUCGGUCAACAAGGCGCGCACGGCCCUGCUCACCUGCCGCACGGCCUUCCUGGACAUGGACCACACGUUCAACAUCGAGCUGGAGAACGCGCAGCACCUCAAGCUGGUGGUGUUCAGCUGGGAGGCCACGCCGCGGCGCCACCGCGUCUGCUGCCACGGCACGGUGGCGCUGCCCGCGCUCUUCCGCGUCACGCGCACCCACCAGCUGGCCGUGCGGCUGGAGCCGCGCGGCAUGAUCUACGUCAAGCUGGGCCUCAUCGAGCAGUGGCAGAACUCGCUGGACGGCGGCGGCGUGGGUAUGGGCGGCGGCGGCGUGGGGGCGGACGGCGAGCGCGAGGCCCAGGUGUUCGGCGUGGAGGCCUGGCGCGUGGUGGAGAGGGAGGCGGCCGGGCUGAUGGUGCCGCUGCUCAUCCACAAGUGCAUCUCGGAGAUCGAGAGGAGAGGCUGCCAGGUGGUGGGUCUGUACCGUCUGUGUGGCUCUGCGGCCGUGAAGAAGGAACUGCGUGAGGCGUUUGAGAGGGACAGCUACAGCGUGGAGCUCUCGGAGAGCGCCUACCCAGACGUCAACGUCAUCACAGGUGUGCUUAAGGACUACCUGCGAGAGCUGCCCUACCCCCUCAUCACCAAGCAGCUGUACGAGGCUGUCCUGGAUUCCAUGGCCAGGCGGCCGCUGCGGAUCGGACCCGGCGGCUGCGAGAACGACCAGGCCGACACGGAGCACACCGUCGGGCUCCUGGACAUCCUGCCCGAGGUGGAGAAGGUGACUCUGCGGACGCUUCUGGAUCACCUGAAGCUGGUGGCCUCGCACCACGAGGUCAACAAGAUGACGUGCCAGAACCUGGCCGUGUGCUUCGGCCCGGUGCUGCUGAGCCAGCGGCAGGACGCCUCGUGCCACAGCAACCGCGUCUUCAUCGACUCGGAGGAGCUGGCCAGCGCGCUGCACUUCAAGAAGCACAUCGAGGUCCUGCACUACCUCCUCCAGCUCUGGCCAGUGGUAGAUCCAUAUGGGAAGACCUCCUCGCCCGUGUCCGAGUCUCCUGCCCUAGCGGCUGCCCCGGUGGUGGUGGUGGCGGCGGCCGCCCCGCUGCGGAGGCGGAAGGAGCGGCCCCAGGUGCUCAACCUGUCCGAGGCCGAGAUGGCCGGCGUGCUCCGGCCCAAAGCCGGCCGCCUGGACAGCCCCAGCAACCGCUACGCCGGCGACUGGAGCCGCUGCCAAGAGACGUACUUCCGGCCCAAGGAGGAGGCUGACUACGACGACGUGCCCUCCGAGGAGUCCGAGCGUCCGCCAGAGGACAAGGGCGACCUGACCGGGGACCAGCUCAGGCCCUCGGAGCAGGUGGAGGAGGAAGAGGAGGAAGAGGAGGAGGAGAAACACGGAGCCCUUGGAGAGGUGGUGGAGAUGGACAGACCAGUGGAGGUGGAAGCUGAGACUCAAAGAGAAGGGGAAUUGGAAGAGGAGGAGGAGGUG
Molecule: messenger RNA, 3374 nt
Organism: Sardina pilchardus (European sardine)
Lineage: Eukaryota; Metazoa; Chordata; Actinopteri; Clupeiformes; Clupeidae
Product: rho GTPase-activating protein SYDE2-like
Exons: 7
Biological process (GO): cell migration; regulation of Ras protein signal transduction; signal transduction
Cellular component (GO): synaptic membrane
Molecular function (GO): GTPase activator activity
Source: RefSeq, a predicted model, not a curated record